This is a messenger RNA of Rhagoletis pomonella (apple maggot), 6804 nucleotides long. RefSeq lists its product as uncharacterized. The record is from RefSeq and is a predicted model, not a curated record. The transcript is spliced from 12 exons. NCBI's taxonomy places the organism in Eukaryota, Metazoa, Arthropoda, Insecta, Diptera, Tephritidae. Gene Ontology annotation, cellular component: nucleus. Gene Ontology annotation, biological process: regulation of telomere maintenance. The coding region runs from base 165 to 6575 and encodes 2136 amino acids.
CUUGAAGAAAAUGGCGACUAUUUUACAAAUUGAUUUAUAAGAAAACAAAAGAAGUGAAUAAAUAAGUGCUGAAAGUUACAUAUAAAGAGUGACUUUUAUAACACGUUUUUGUGAUUAAAGACUCGAGUAAAAUUAAGUAAAGGCGACUAAGCAUUUAAUUAACAAUGUGGAGUGGAUGGACUGGUGUCGCUGCAGCGGCUCCCAUGCCUCCCAUACCGGCACCUCAAUGUCCGCCACCUCAGCCACCACCACCGUCGGCCGCCCCACCCCCACCCUCAACUGCUCCUCCAGCACCUUCAGAACCAGCAACUAGCAACACAGCAACCCCGAUUAUAGGGCCAAUGCUUCCUGCUACGGCCCCAGUAACUGCUCCCGUCGCUCCACCAGCUUCAACUGGGCCAUAUGGCCAGUAUACCGAGGCGCAAUACGCCGCAUUGACUCCAGAGCAGCAAUAUGCUUUGCAACAACACUGGCAACAGUGGCAAGCUUAUCAACAAGAAUAUGCUAAGUGGCAUGCACAGUAUGGUGAACAGUACAAGAGAGAAAUGGCUGCAGCAGCGCAAACAGGACAAACUAUGGGUUUAAAUAACUACUAUCAGCAGGCACAGCCGCAGCCACAAAUGCAAGCUCAACAGCAGCCACAAAUGUUGGCACAAGCACCUCAGCAACAUUCACAACAAAAUCAGCAUCAACCACCACCACCGCCUCCCCCUGAUGGGCAACAAGCAAGUGCAAAAUUUCCGUUAACAACUCAACAAUACAACCAACCGCCACCGCCACAGCAGGUACAGCAACAUCCCCAACAAGUGCAGUCCCAUUCUCAACAAGGCCAGUCACAUCCACAACAAGCCCAGACACUACCGCAAACUCAAACUAUUGCUGGUAAUCAAGCUCCACCUACAAUGCAUCAACCACCCCCAGGUGGUCCGUUCGUCAAUAAUAUGAAUUAUUCCCAAUGGCAAAAUCCUUAUCCUCAAUCACAACCACAGCAACAAUACAAUUAUAAUCAACCUCCUCCAAGUUUUGCACAACAGCCGUCGAAUUACGGUCAAAACCCAAAUUUCCAGCAACCACCUCCAAUAAUGAACCAACAACAACCGCAUUCUCAACCACCACCAAAUUCAAAUGCAACACAAGCUAUGCAACAAAAACCUAUGCCUCCUUAUGGUAAUUCAAAUCAACAAAACAAUAGCGACAACAGCAAUAAGAAUCAAUCUUUUCCCGAUCGUAAUUUUGAACGUAACUCUUCUGAACCUAUCGAACCGAAUCCGAAUCAAUGGGGCCCUAAUCCAAAUCUGCAAAACAAUGAAUUUAAUAAAAACCAAGGCGGAAAUAAUCAAUGGAAUUCUAGACAAAAUAACUUUGAAAACAAUUUUGAUAACCCCAGGCCAGGAAAUCAAAGCGGACCUAACAGUUGGGACUCCCGAAGAGAUGAUCGGGGUAAACUUAAUGAUUAUAAUGACAUGUCGAAUGAUGGUAAUAUGGACGAUCCUUUCGAAAGCAACCGAAAUAGCAUGGACGGCUUUGAAACAAAUCCAAGAAAUUCAAACAAUCGAUGGGGUGGUGAAAAUUCUAAUGCAGGAGCUGGUUUCAACGAAAAUCGUACCGAAAACAUCUCUCAAGGUAGACCAGGACAGCAGGGUUUAUCAAAUCAGUGGGGUAAUAAUCGGAAUCAAGGUGGUAUGAAUAACGCCUGGAAUAAUAGGCAACAAGAUGUUCAAGACAGUUUCGAUAAUGGUCGCAGAAACGCGGGAAACUUUAACAACCAGAGAAAUCAGUCUGGCCCUAAUGAUCAGAUCGGAAGAAAUCGUUGGGGUAAUAAUGAUAACCAGUGGUCGAAUAAUAAUAGAAAUAACCGAGAUAAUUUUAAUCAAGGGCCUGGAGGAAGUGGUCGGAAUUUCGAUGGGAAUACAUUCAUGUCUGGUCCAAACAACUUCAAUCAAAGAUAUGGCCAAAAUGAGCGAAACUUUGGGGGAAACUUCAAUCAAAGGCCAGGGGGUAAUACUCGAGACUUUGGGCCCAAUGAAAAUCCUAACCAAAGAUUUGGUGGUAAUGAAAGGAACAUGGGCCCAAAUAAUACUUUUAACGAUGAUGGUCCUAAAGACGAUUUCGCUGAUAUUAAAGAUUCCAAUAUGAGACCUGGAAUAAGAGACCGCAAUUUCGGUAAUAGAAAUAACAGAUGGACGGACGGCAAUGAUUCCAAUUUCGGCGCACACAAUGAUUUAAACCCAGAAGCGGAAGGUCCUGGUAAAAAUAUAAGUCAGCGUAAUCCCUUUAAUUCGAGAUCGCGCUCAAAUGACCGUAACUUUGGUCCUGGAGGCAGUGGAGAUAACUUUGGACCAAAUACUAACUUCAAUCAAGGAAAUCGAGACAAUUUCGGACCAAAUAAUUUCAACCAAGCAAAUCGAGACAACUUCGCACCAAACAAUAAUUUCAAUCAAGCAAAUCGCGGAAACGGUCGCAACUUUCCCAUUGACCCUUUAAAUCGAAAGCCGGGUCCUAAUGAUUUCGGUCCAAACAAUUUUAAUCGAAGGUCAGUUUCGAAUGAACGAAACCUUGGUGCAAGUAAUUUAAGUCAAAGAUCACAUUCUAAUGAACCAGAUUUCGGCCCAAAUAAUUUAAAUCAAAGGUCUAACUCAAAUGAGCGCGCAAGAGAAUCAGCUCCAAAUAUCAGCGUAGGAGGCCAAGGAGAAGGUGUUGCACCUCAAAGCGCAGAUAAAUUGCGAAAUGCGCCAAAUAAAAGUAACCGCGAACCGGAAAUACAAAAUCAGCGUCAAGGUCGCGUUGAAACCGACAGCGGGAACAAACAACAACGGCCCGAUUUGGAUGAAAAGAGUUUUGAUAUGCAGUUCCAACGUUGGGAAGAACAAUUCGAACAAUGGAAGCGUGCUAACGCUAAUCAUCCCGAUAGGGAAAUGUACAGACGAUAUGAACAAGAAUUUGAGAAGCAACGCCAGCGAAUAAUGGAUCGUCGGGAACAAAUGCGACAAAGAAGAUUACAGCAGCAAGGCUUAGAAGCUGAGCCAAUUGGAAAGGAGCCUUGCGUUAAGAACGAUAACUUAGACCCUGAAAAUUCUACUGAAAUGGAUAUAAGCAAAACUCCUGAACAUGAAGACUCUGAAGAUUUGCAUGGUGCACCCGUUGAAGAAGAUGACGGUACAAAUCAGCCUUUCGCGGGCGAAAACAAUAACAUAACUGAAGAAAGCACCGUUAACAAAGACGAAGUAGUUCAAAAAGAAAAAGAGGAUAAGGAUGAAUUGGUAAAAGAACAAACAAAAGUUGAUUGUCCAAAAACAAGCAAAGAAGGCAUCUCAAAAUUUGAGAAAAAAGCGAAUAUUGUUGGUACCUCAGGCAAGCGAAAGAGUCGUUUUAGCGCUCCUACGGAAAGUGUAAAAAUAUCAAAAUUAGACGACCCGACUGUCACUGAAGUGAUAUCCCUUGUGGAUGAAGAUGACGUCAAGGCCGGUGACGUUUCUGGUCCCAUGUGUAAUAUUUUUGGCAAAAGUGAGGGUAUUCCAGGUCUAGAUUUGGUGGGAGGUAGUGGCGCAACCGACACAAUGUAUGAAGAUAAAUCAUACAUGAUUAAGGGUAAUGAAAGUGCUGAAAAGGAAUUGGUUGAAACUUUUGAACCAAAACAGCAAGAGCCACAAAAGCCUGUUGGCAAAAUACCAUCCCUGUUUGAUGUUGUAGUACAAAAACCAGCAGAUUUCGCCAUACAAACACCCAUCAGUGGUGGCAAUGCCGAAGACGAAAUCGAAGGCGAGUGUGAAGGUGAAAAUGAUAAUGAAGAUGAACGCUCUGAUAACAGGCUAGAGGCGGACAAACCGCAAGAAGAGCAACUAAUACAUCCGAAUAUUUCCAAUGCCAUUCCUAAUUUAAAUGAUGCACUUAGAGAUCCCGUAUUCAUGCAGAAAAUUUCGAUGGCCCUGGCUAAAGCUCAGGGCAGAGAGAGUGCGGAUCCAAGUUGUGCGCCACCACCGCAGUUUCUUCAACAAUUACCUAUGUUACUUCAGCAAUUACAAAAACAAAAAUCUGACAUGGAUAAGUCAGAUGGUGGAAAUGGACCUAACAGUGGUGGUAAUGAUCCUACUUUUGGAGGUAAUGAUCCAAACUUCGGAGGCAAUGGACCUAACUUCAGAGGUAAUGGGCCAAACUUUGGAGGUAAUGGGCCCAACUUUGGAGGGAAUAACCGUAACAUGGGAGGAAAUGGUCCCAACUUUGGAGGAAAUGGUCCUAACUUUGGAGGAAAUGGUCCUAACUUUGGAGGAAACGGUCCCAGCUUCAGGGGAAACGGUCCCCCUUUCGGAGGAAAUGGCCCCAAUUUUGGAGGAAAUCGUCAAAAUUUCGGAGGCAAUGGUCCCAAUAAUGGACCAAACCGGCCGAAUUUCGGAGGAAACGCACCAAACUUCCGUGGCAAUGGUCCGAAUUUUGGUGGCAACGGACCUAAUUUUGGCCCGAAUGGACCCAAUUUCAAUAGGUUUGGGCCAAAUGGUCCUAAUUUCGGAGGAGGGAACGGCCCGAAUUUCCGCGGAGAUGGUCCGAACUUUAGAGGUGGCAAUGGUCCGAAUUUCGGUGGUGGUGGUGGUAAUGGGGCAAAUUUUAGCAGAAUGGGUCCCAACGACGAUCGACGUAAUUUUGGCGGUAAUAAUAACAUGGGCGAUCGCGGAGGGCAGAAUUCAUUCCGAAGUGGUCCCGAGGAUAAUGAAAGACAAGGAGGCCCAGAUGGUGGAAACGAUGCUACAGGAACGGACAAUUCGAAUUCUUCAUGGGUUGAUGGCCCAGGAAAUAGCAGAGAUUAUGGAGAUGACUUCUAUCGCCCAGUCCAAGUAAUAGAUUAUCAAAAUAGCACUGUUUCUAUACCAAAAGUAAUCGAUUACGGGCAUAAGGGAGCUAGUACUAGUGGCCCUCCUGGUACUGGUUCGCGUACCAAUCCCUUUCAUACCAGUAUCUCUAGUUUUUCGGAUGAGUUCAAACCAGUGAAAACAUUUGAGUACGGACAUUUGUCCAAUACAGCGGCUAAUAGAAUCGGCAACAUGCCUCCGAAUGCCAAUCCCAAGAAAAAGAAUAAGAAAAAGAAGAAGAAGAAUGCUAUGGCUCAACAAAAUCUCUUAGCACCGCAAUCAUAUGAAAUGCAAGAAACUUUCAAUUCGGACCAGACUGAGAACCAGCAGCUAGCCAAUAUUCAAGCCGAAAAUGAGAAUGAGGACGAGAACUCACAACAGUCUACAAAUCCAAACGAAACAUUCAAUUCCAAUGUGAGUUCCCCGAAGGGAUCCAAUGAAGAACUCGAAGAAAUAUCUGACAACGAAGACAAUUUGGAAAACAACCGUGACAGCGACUCACCAGCACCACCACCGCCGCCAAUGCUAACCACAAAUAGACCGUAUAUGAUGUGUUCAGUGCAGCACAAUGCAACUACACCGACUCGUUCGCUAUUCCCUUCAACGGCUGCUGCUAACGAAAACAUCCCGACAAUUCCCAGCGGACAUGUGCAAAUGUCAUUCCCCAGCAUUGAAAAUAAGAAUACCAUAACAGUUGAUGAAAUUUUGCUCAAUCCAGGCCGUUUAACUCGGCCCAAAAAGGUGUGUGUAAUAUUACGCGGCCCUCCUGGCAGCGGCAAGUCACAUGUCGCAAGGCUGAUUAAGGAAAAGGAGACCGAAAUGGGUGGGAGUAAUCCACGCGUUUUAAGUAUCGACGAUUAUUUUUUGAUUGAAAAUGAUUACGUGGAACGUUGCCCAAAAACAGGCAAAAAGAUACCGAAAAAAGAAGUUCUAUAUGAGUACGAUGCCGGAAUGGAGGAGACGUACAUGCAAUAUAUGAUAAAAUCAUUUAAGAAAACAAUUUCCGACAAUUUAUACGAUUUUAUCAUAGUUGACUGCAAUAACAAUUCGUUGCGAACAUUAAAUGAAUUUUAUUGUCACUCAAAAGACUCGGGUUUUAUGCCUUAUAUAGUUGACUUGAUUUGUGAUUUGGAGACCUGCCUGAGUCGCAACAUACAUGAACGUUCUGAGAAGGAUGUUAAGACAGUAAUCGAUAGUUGGAAGCCCACGCCGCUACAUUAUAUCAAGCUCGAUGUGUCAUCCUUGCUGGAGAACCUUGUAGAGAUGGAGGAUGCGGAGGACAUGGUUAUGGAUAAUAACAGCAAUAGUGGUGCGCCAGAUGAUUGUAGUUUAACGCAGCCACAAGCAGAUAACGAAACUGAGGAUAGCAAUAGCAACGAAGCCGCUGCUGAUACUGAAACUAGUUUUGGAUUCUUGAAGAGCAAAUGGGAAAGUGACACUACAUCGGAAAGUCUAGCUCGUUUGGAUGGUACGAAUAAGCUGAUGCAUAAACGUAAAGCGGCCACAAUGGAGGAUUUCUUGCAAGUGGACGAUUGGCAGCCGCCCAAAACCAGUACCAAUGGGAAGAAACGCGUACGCUGGGCGGAUAUCGAAGAGAAGCGUGCACAAGAAAAAAUGCGGGCAAUAGGCUUUGUUGUGGGCCAAACAGAUUGGAAACGUAUGAUGGAUCCAAAUGCCGGAAAUCGCGCUUUAAAUAAAACUAAAUAUAUUGAGCGAGUCAAUAAACGGCGAUAGCUUGCGCAAUUACAUACGAUGAUAUUGAUUACGAAUUAUACAUUUCCACAUAAACGCUGUUUACUCAUACAUACAUACAUACAUACGUACUAUGUAGUAUAUUAUUAAGCAUAUGUUUUGAAUGUUUGGUUAUGAUAGUAGUGGGUUUUGGCGCAUGCAUGAAUGCAAUUGCCCUUGUAUCUAUUUAUUAAGAAAAUUUACGUCAAGGAUUAAAAAAUUUUAAAACAUA